GCUCUGUAGACGGGGCCUCUGUCGUCAGGUGAGGGAGCCGGGCUCGCUGGGGCUGUCUGGAUGGAACCUCUGAGCUCCAGGAGUGGGCGCCUUGCUCGCUGGAGCUGUGUGGACGGGGCGUCUGACCUCGGAAGGCUGGAGUUGGGUUCCCUGGGACUGUAUGGAUGGGGCCUCUGACCUCGGGGUUGGUGGGGGCAGAAGGGGCAGGAGCAGGGCUCCCUAUGGCUGUGUCAAAGGGCUUUGUCAUCGAGGGACGGGCUCUGGGUUUGCUGGGGCUUGUUGAUGGGGCCUCUGACCUUGGGGGUGGGAGCAAGGCUCCCUGGGGCUGUGUGGAUAGGGUUUCUCACCUCGGAAGGCAGGAGCCAGGCUCCUUGGGGCUGUCCAGACUCAGCCUUUAGGGACAGGCCGGGAGCUGGGCUCCCUGGGAUUGUGUGGACAGGACCUCUGACCUUGGGGGAUGGAACGGGCGGGAGCCAGGUUUGCUGGGGUUGUGGACAGGGCCUCUGACCUCGGUGGGGUGGGAUUCAGGCUUGCUGGGGUUGUGUGGACAGGGCCUCAGUCAUCAAGGCGUGGGAGCCGGGCUCACUGUGGCUUGUGGACGUGGGUGUGAUCCCGGUGGGCGGGAGCUGGUCUUGCCAGGGCUGUGUGCUCAGGGCCUCUGACCGCGGGGUGGCAGGAGCCGGGCUCCCUGGGGCUGUGUGGACAGAGCCUCUGACCUCAGGGGAUGGUGGGGUGGACGGGAGCCCGGCUCGCCAUUUUGUGUGGCUGGGGCCUCUGUUAUUGAGGGAUGGGAGCCGGGCUCUCUGGGGCUCGUGGACGGGGCCUCUGACCUCGGUGGGCAGGAGCCGGACUCACUGGGGCUGUGUGAAUGGAGCCUCUGACUUCUUGGGCUGGGGGCCAGGCUCGCUGUGGUUGUGUGGACGGGGCCUUUGACUUGGGGUGGGGGGAGCCAGGCUCGCAAGGGCUGUUGGAAGGAGCCUCUGUCCUUGUAUGGGUGGGGUGGGGGGAGCCGGUGAGGGACUGGAUUUGGAUGGCGGGUUGGCUGGCUCUUCUGGGAAUAUCCUGGACAGAGAUCCAGGAUCUCCUUGAGGAGAGAAUAUCCUUGAGGACAGAUAGGUGGUGUAGGCGGGCAUUUGCACUGGUGCUGGGGAAAUGUGCCCUCCUGUGAGGGUAGUCCUGGCCGUGAGGGACAAAGUGGGUGGGAAAAAGUCGAGGUCAGCAUGGCAGUGAUGUGAGGAGUCUGCAAAGGGGGUAGGGACUGUGUCUUUUAUUUUGGGGUUUCUAGGGAAUAGGGACUGUCUUUUAAUUUGGGGUUAGCAUUGUGCCUGUAAAAUAAUGUGCUUGGUAGUUUGCUGAAUGACAAACCAGUAACAAAACAAAAUACGGAAGGUCAGAUCCUGGGGUGUUUGAAUCCAGUCCACAGAGGAAGUUGAAACCCUGUUUUUGGUGGGGGAGUGGUGUUGAACGUGGUCAGAGUGGUGCUUUAGGAAAUACUAAUGCAGUGACAGUAGAGUGGGCUGUGGGGCAGGGAUCCCACACAGAACGUUAUUGUAGUCGUGAAUGUCAGAGGUAAUGGGGAAUACAAGGGAGGGAACGGCUGUAGAGGUGUUCUGGAGGAUUCCCUGGACUCAGAAUGCUGAUGGGAAGGGGCAGGUUUGAAACCUGCGCGCAUCGGGGAUGGUGGUGAUGCCAGUGGGAGUGGGGAGAACACUGAGUGCAGCUGUGACGGACCCCGAUUGCAGCUUGGGAUGUGCCGAGGUUAUGACCCAGGAGGAUCUGGAAGGCGUCCUACUGGCAUUUUAUGAUGUGCGUCAGGAACGUAAAGCUCAGCAUGGAUGAAGCUUUGCCAGGCCUCACACCUGAAAAUGGAGACAGCCUUGUGAAAGUGGAGGAGCAGGACCCCCCCUGGGAGCAGACAUGGGGCUCGAGGGAGAGCAGCCGCCACGCUCAGGAGCUCUGCCGCCUGCGCUUCCGGCAGUUCUGCUACCCCGAGGCCCAGGGGCCCCGCGAGGCGCUGAGCCGGCUGCGGGAGCUCUGCCGACGCUGGCUGCAGCCCGAGACGCACAGCAAGGAGCAGAUCGUGGAGCUGCUGGUGCUGGAGCAGUUCCUGACCAUCCUGCCCGAGGAGCUGCAGGCCCGGGUGCGGGAGCAGCAGCCGGAGAGCGGGGACGAGGCGGUGGCCGCGCUGGAGGACCUGGAGAAAGACACGGGAGACCCAGGACAGCAGACAUCAGUGAAGACUGAGGAAGAAGCCACCCAGGCCCUUGUCACAGAGCAGCGGCCACCUCUGAGUCAGACCCCCGGGAGCCCCCAUGGGAAGUCGGCUCAGGAGAAGGUUCCAGACGUCUGUCUGAUGGCUGAAGAAGUUGUAAAUGAAGAUGGAUUAUUUAAUGCAAAGACAGAAACUUCUCAAGAAAUGGAGCAUGCUGCUGAGGCCCCCGGAACAGCCAGUAGAGAUGGCAUGCGCCAGCCUCCUUGUACUUCUGUCCCUGCUGACAGGACAGUUGCGCAUUUGAACACCCUGAAGGACCGUUACCCGGGUGACUUGUGGGCCCGAAUGCACAUCUCCUCCUUGGAAUAUGCUGCAGGAGACAUGACCCGCAAGGGGAGGAGAAAGGACAGAGCUCGGGUGAGUGAACUGCUCCAAGGCCUUGCAUUCUCUGGGGACUCAGAUGUGGAAGAAGAUAACAAGCUUGAGGCCCACCACGCUCAAAAGAAGCUAAAGAUGUCAGAUGUACCAGAGAAGAACUGGACCAAAAGAGACAUUAAACCCAACUUCCCAAGCUGGUCAGUGCUGGAUUCUGGACUUUUGAAUCUCAAGAGUGAGAAGCUGAACCCAGUAGAGCUCUUUGAGUUAUUUUUUGAUGAUGAAAUAUUCAACAUGAUUGUCAAUGAAACCAAUAAUUACGCAUCUCAGAAAAAUGUCAACCUGGAAGUCACAGUUCCGGAAAUAAGGUGUGUCUUGGGUAUCUUGCUUUUGAGUGGAUUUGUGAGGCGUCCCCGAAGGGGAAUGUACUGGGACAUCUCUGAUGCUGACCAGAACCUGGUUAGAGAUGCAAUUAGAAGGGACAGAUUUGAAUUGAUUUUCUCAUACCUACAUUUUGCAGAUAAUAGCCACCUAGAUCAAAAAGAUAAGUUUACAAAGUUGAGGCCUCUCAUAAAGCAAAUGAAUAGAAAUUUCCUCCUCUAUGCUCCCCUGGAAGAGUACUAUUAUUUUGGUAAGACGAUGUGUGAAUGCUUUGACAGUGACCAGUUCCUGAAUGGGAAACCUCUUAGAAUUGGCUAUAAAAUCUGGUGUGGCACAACCACACAGGGUUAUCUGGUGUGGUUUGAGCCUUAUCAAGAAGACUCAGCAGUGAUGGUGGGUAAGGACGUCGAUCUGGGUUUAGGUGGGAAUCUCGUGCUGCAUUUCGCUGAUGUUCUUCUAGAGAGAGGCCAGUAUCCCUACCACCUGUUUUUUGAUAGCUUCUUCACGAGUAUCAAAUUGGUGUCAGCCUUGAAGAAAAAAGGACUGAGGGCAACAGGAACAAUUCGAGAGAACAGGACUGAAAAAUGUCCCCUCAUGAAUGCAGAACAUAUGAGGAAAAUGAAGAAGGGAUAUUUUGAUUUCCGAGUAGAAGAAAACGAGGAGAUAAUUUUGUGUCGUUGGCAUGGCGAUGGCAUUAUCAGCCUGUGCUCCAACGCUGUGGGCAUAGCACCAGCCCGGGAGCUCAGGUGUUCUGCUAAUGAGGAGGACGUCCACCAGGGAGCUCAGCCGGCCCUAGUGAAACUGUAUGGUGAGUGCAGGGAAGGUGUCGCCAAAAUGGAUCAAAUCAUUUCCAAGUACAGGGUGAGAAUAAGAAGCAAGAAAUGGUACUCAAUUUUGGUGAGUUACAUAAUUGAUGUGGCCAUGAACAACGCCUGGCAGCUACAUAGAGCCUGUAACCCGGGCACCACUCUAGAUCUCCUAGAGUUUCGGAGAUACGUUGCACAUUUCUACUUGGAGCACAACGCUAAUCCGUCAGAUUAAGGCAGAAAAAAUGAACAUGAUGCCAAUAUUAACAGGACAAAAAUAUCACAGGUACAAAUCCGAUUAUACCCUUCCAAAGCAAACCUGAUGCAUGUAAUGGAAUUAUUAAGUAAGUAUUUUAAAAUGCCGAGAAUCUGUGUAGAGUUUCAAAGACUACUGUAACAAGUAAUUUUUUUAAAAACUAUCUGUAAAAAUGUUGAACUUGAGUGUUAUCUUUUUCUAUGACUAAUUUUUGAUGUGAGAUAUGGGAAAUCAUUUGUUGAACUGAUUAAAGAGGUACAGUUUCAUUCUUUCAGCGCACAAAUUAAUUUUUUGUGGAGAUUUUUUAAAAAUGCAAGCACUGUCAUAGUAACCACAGCAUGGUGCUGAAUCUGCAGUUGAAAAUCCGGCAGAGCCCAUGACAUAAGGAUGAUCGAAGAAAGACCUUAGGUGAUAACAGGCUGAAAACCUCAGUGCUGCUAUAAAACUGGACCAGAUGGUGGGCAGGAGAGGGGGCCCGGCCAGCACGCUGCAGGGCGUACUGUAAAGGAGAAACGGGGGAAGCAGUGCCUCUGGAGGCUGAAAUGAAAGCUGUGGCUGCUGGGCCUCGGGACUGGCAGAAGCAGCCAAGAGUAAAGAAAACUGAGGAAACAGGAAGCAAAUCAA
Molecule: messenger RNA, 4654 nt
Organism: Neogale vison (American mink)
Lineage: Eukaryota; Metazoa; Chordata; Mammalia; Carnivora; Mustelidae
Gene: PGBD1
Product: piggyBac transposable element derived 1
Exons: 5
Coding region: 1802-4009 (735 amino acids)
Molecular function (GO): sequence-specific DNA binding
Source: RefSeq, a predicted model, not a curated record